ACAUUCAUCACUUCAGAGCUGCCCAGACACAAUUCUACUUUUAUUUGAAAUUUGAAAUAUUUCUAAAUUAUUGCUCGAGAUGUCCGAGGCUAAGGAAGAGAACAGGGGCGUGGUCAUCGUGUCGUGCGACUUUGAGAUCAAGGGGAAAAUCCCCAAGGAGGCGUUCGAGCUGUUUGCUGCCGCACAGGCCCAGAUCCUGGGGCUACGCGGCUACAUUGUGCACGUGUCGGAGAACUGCUUCCGGGGGCAGCUGCAGGGUCCUCAGCUGCUGAUUGAGUCCUUCAAGCAGGUCAUUCUCUCGGUCGCCGAGUAUUUGGCUGCCGUCAAGGAGUUUGUCAUCAAGAACCUAACGGCCAUCCAGGAGUGCUCCUACAAGUCCUUCGAAGUUAGGACCACGUGCCCUGGCGAGUGUAAGCCCCCGCCGUCUGGCCCAAAGCCAAGCACCUCAUCCUGAAUCGGAUCCGCGGAUCCAAACGCUGCCUGCAAUAGAACCAAUAAAGAAACGGAUAUGUUUCAGAACACGCUCUUCAAACCUUCUCUUCAAAACCCAGGCAGGCUGGCUUGCAUGCUGUAAGACUCCGAGAUAAGCUUUCCAGGGAUACACCAAAAUAAGUACAAACAAAUUACAAAUUAAAAUUAUAAAUUUCACGUUGGGCAAACAGCCCCGAAA
Messenger RNA from Drosophila guanche, 670 nucleotides. Its product is annotated as acylphosphatase-1-like. The transcript has 2 exons. Bases 80 to 454 code for a protein of 124 amino acids. The record is from RefSeq and is a predicted model, not a curated record. NCBI's taxonomy places the organism in Eukaryota, Metazoa, Arthropoda, Insecta, Diptera, Drosophilidae.